Messenger RNA from Chironomus riparius, 1177 nucleotides. Lineage: Eukaryota; Metazoa; Arthropoda; Insecta; Diptera; Chironomidae. The record is from the annotation of a GenBank genome assembly.
UAGCAAUUCCACCUAAACUCGAACAAUAAAUAAAAUCGAAAACUGCGUUCAAAUUUUUUCCUGUAAAUUUCAUUGAAUGCUCCUCAGCUGUUCAGUAUAUAUGCAGAAAUCAUAUCAAAAUCAUCACACAAAGUGAACUGUUGAAGAAUAAAGAGUGAAUUUUGUGAAGAAUAUUGUGAAAUAUUUGUUAAAAUUUUAAAAACAAUAAACAGCAGUUGGGAAAGUAAACAAAGAAGAGUCUAAACAACAAAAAAAUAAAUAAAGCAUAAAGCAACAAGAGAAAAAAUUUUGUCUCAAUAUUUUGUCAAUAAAAAAAUCAAAAAUGUCCCAUUCUCAACCUCAAACACCUCCACUUAUGUUAAGAUCGUGUGACUCAUUAGGACUUUUGGCAGAAUCAUGGGUGGAACUAACAAAUAACUUAAUUCAAAGCUGCUCAGAUCGCGUAACACCACCACUUCCAUUUUCAUCAGGUGAUGAGUACUUGAGACUGUUAAACGAAGCACAAAAGGAAUCUAAUCAAUCGAGUCGAAUGAGUUCACGGCGUGAUACACCGAAAAUUUUUAGUCCAAAAAGUCCACCAAACAGUCCAAAUCCAGAGCCAGCAACAAAUGAAGAUGAAUUGAAGGGCAUUUUUAUAAACUAUGCAGCCAAGGAGCAAGAAAAGGAGAAGGAUGACAAAGACUGGCUUUGGCAAUGGAACAGUGGAGUUGACAAAUUUCCACCAAAAGACUGGAAAUUUGAACAUCCCGAACACAGUCACUCGAAUGUUUCAUCGCCAAUUCCGCCAUCAAUAAUGAAGGAUAAUCGUUCAAUGACUUACUCAAUGCGUCUUGCACGUGUCGGUGGAAAUUCACUCUUCUCAAAGGAAGUCCUUUAUUCGCUUGUCAUCACAAAUGUUCUGUCCAUAUUAAUUGGCGCUGGAAUUGGCGUCUGGCUAUCGAAACGCGGUUUCAUCUUUACUCGUUUGGCAAUUGAGUAAAUUUGAUAAAUGACGAAACAGGAUUUAAAACUUUUUUAUACACACAUAAAUAAUUUUUUAAAUUAAAUUAAAACAAACAGAUUUUCAAAAUCAUUUUUUUUAUCUUAAAAAGAAGUAUGAAAAUUUUACGAGAAUAAUAUUCUAAGGGAUUCGGAACUUUUUGGUCAUGUAGGUUGGUUUUGAUCAAUUUGUGUCGAG